Camelina sativa (false flax) is the source of this 1281-nucleotide messenger RNA. RefSeq lists its product as uncharacterized. Gene Ontology annotation, cellular component: membrane. The record is from RefSeq and is a predicted model, not a curated record. Gene Ontology annotation, molecular function: zinc ion binding; ubiquitin-protein transferase activity. NCBI's taxonomy places the organism in Eukaryota, Viridiplantae, Streptophyta, Magnoliopsida, Brassicales, Brassicaceae. Gene Ontology annotation, biological process: protein ubiquitination.
AUCUGAUUACAUUCAUUCAGACCGAACACGGAGAGACAAAAACAAACACAAAUUGUAAGAGUUUUCUCGUUUUUGAGCUUAAAUAAAAGGUUCCAGAUUUCGUAAAAAAUUACCAUUUUUUUCCUUCGAAUUCAAGAAUAAUUUCAAGAUAUCAAUUUGGUGCUAAGUUUGUAAACAUGGCUGAUCAUUUGAGUUUAUGUACCGAUCGUCUCAUUACUUCUGAGAUGAAGAAAGAUUCUGAGUCUUCAGAUUCUUCUGGAGAAAGCUCUUCAAAGCCUCAAGGAACGGAUUUGGCUUCUUCUUCUUCAUCUGUGGAUGAAGCUGAUGAAGAAGAACCACUUCUCCUCCAAUCUGUUGAGUGCCGUAUUUGCCAGGAGGAAGAUACCACUAAGAACCUUGAGGCUCCUUGUGCUUGUAAUGGUAGUUUGAAGUAUGCUCAUCGCAAGUGUGUUCAGCGUUGGUGUAAUGAGAAAGGCGACAUAACCUGUGAGAUAUGCCACCAGCCUUAUCAACCUGGAUAUACAGCACCUCCGCCUCCUCCUCCUGAUGAAACGAUCAUUCACAUCGGUGAUGAUUGGGAGAACGGAGUGCCAUUGGACUUGACCGACCCGCGCAUUCUGGCAAUGGCUGCAGCAGAACGCCAUUUCUUGGAAGCUGACUAUGACGAGUAUUCUGAGUCUAACUCAAGCGGAGCUGCCUUUUGUCGCUCUGCUGCUCUCAUCCUCAUGGCACUUUUACUGUUACGAGAUGCGCUAAAUCUCACUACUAACUCAGAAGACGAGGACGACCCAACUGCCUUCUUCUCUCUUUUCCUUCUUCGUGCUGCUGGCUUCCUCCUCCCAUGUUACAUCAUGGCAUGGGCCAUCGGUAUACUACAACGACGUAGACAAAGACAGGAAGCAGCAGCUCUAGCUGCCGCAGAAGUUGCUUUCAUGAUACACGGUGGUGGUCCUCAACGCAGGGGACUGCACUUUGCUGUAGCGCCGGAGCCACCAAUAUCCAACGUCCCAACACCUGUCUGAACUUUCCUGGUAAUGAUUCUCCGGUAAGGCUAUUAUAGUUUGUAGUAUAUCCUUCUAUCUUAUAUCCUUCCUUGAACUUGGUUGUAAGAACUUCCAAACCUUCUAUGCUUUUACACAUGUUAUUAUCUUCAUCGUAUGUUUAUGUUAUUUGAAUCUGUUAAAUGUAUACUUUGGCUCUCAAAUGUUUUGAGACAGAGAGCUUUCACGGCACUAUGUAUAGUCUUAUUAUAUAUUAUGAUUUUUAUAAUUUUAAAUCAUC